Camellia sinensis is the source of this 3800-nucleotide messenger RNA. The record is from RefSeq and is a predicted model, not a curated record. NCBI's taxonomy places the organism in Eukaryota, Viridiplantae, Streptophyta, Magnoliopsida, Ericales, Theaceae.
UUACUUUGUCGACUUUUUGAAAAAAAGAAAAAAAAAAGGGGUUACCAGGUGGUUCCAAACAACCGGAGAUGGUAUAAGAAACACAGAGCGAAAAAACGAGACGUUUCAUAGGGCCGUUAAUCUUCCAUGGUUGUCCGAACAAAACCAGCUCAAUUCAAGUUCACUCACAAUAACACCUACACUACACAAACGCACCCAACAAUGGCCGCUUUCCUAAACCUCAGUACCUCCUUCUUUCCUUCCCCAAGACACCACCUUCUUCCGCCUCGCACAACGUUCCUCUACACCACACCCUUCUCUUCUCUACCUCACUCCUUCUCUUCCUCUCCGUCUCGACGUCCUCGUUUCGCUUCCACACCCAUCCUUUCCUCUCUUAAGGAAGAUUUGGGUCGGGUCACGAAAGUUUGGAGUGAUUUUAGUAGCUUGAAUUAUUGGGUUGUUAGGGAUUAUUAUCGACUCGUGAACUCUGUUAAUGCCUUGGAACCGCAUAUUCAGGGACUGUCUGAUGAACAGUUGACUACAAAAACAAUUGAGUUUCGACACCGGUUGAAACAUGGAGAGACAGUUGCAGACAUUCAAGCUGAGGCAUUUGCUGUUGUUCGAGAAGCUGCGAGAAGGAAGCUUGGAAUGCGUCAUUUUGAUGUCCAGAUCAUUGGUGGGGCGGUGCUUCAUGAUGGGUCAAUUGCUGAAAUGAAGACGGGUGAGGGAAAAACACUGGUUUCAACAUUAGCUGCAUAUCUUAAUGCCCUCACUGGGGAGGGUGUUCAUGUGGUAACUGUUAAUGAUUACCUAGCUCAACGAGAUGCUGAGUGGAUGGGUCGUGUUCAUCGUUUCCUAGGUCUUUCCGUGGGUCUUAUCCAAAGGGGGAUGAAAGCUGAAGAAAGGAGAUUUAACUACAAAUGCGAUAUUACUUACACCAAUAAUUCGGUAAGUCGGAUUCAAUGUCAUGUUGUUUUGAUGCGUUAUAUUAGGACACUUAGCACCUGUAGUUUGGAUACUCUGAAGGACUUCAAUUAUGAAACGUUGACAGGGAGAGUUGAAGAGAAAAGGAGAUGGUCUGAGGGGAUUCAUCAAGCUGUAGAGGCCAAAGAAGGUGUCAAAAUUGAGGCUGAUUCAGUUGUUGUGGCACAAAUCACAUAUCAAUCACUAUUUAAGCUCUAUCCGAAGCUGUCAGGGAUGACUGGGACUGCAAAAACUGAAGAGAAAGAGUUCUUGAAAAUGUUCCAGAUUCCAGUUAUUGAAGUGCCAACAAAUCUGCCAAAUAUUCGCAAGGAUUUACCUAUCCAAGCUUUUGCGACUGCACGAGGUAAAUGGGAACAUGUUCGUGAAGAAGUUGAGAGUAUGUUUAGACAAGGUCGUCCUGUUUUAGUUGGUACCACUAGUGUUGAAAAUUCUGAAUAUUUGUCUUCUCUGCUGAGAGAACAGAAAGUCCCUCACAAUGUUCUCAACGCUCGACCCAAGUAUGCUGCUAGGGAGGCUGAAACUGUUGCCCAAGCAGGGCGAAAAUAUGCCAUCACCAUUUCCACAAAUAUGGCUGGCAGGGGCACGGACAUUAUCCUGGGAGGAAACCCAAAGAUGCUUGCAAAGGAAAUUAUUGAGGACAGUCUGCUUUCAUUUUUGACCAAAGAAGCUCCAGAUUUUGAAGUUGAUGGUGAGCCAAUUUCACAAAAGGUGUUAUCAAAGAUAAAGGUGGGACCGUCAUCACUAGGUUUGCUAGCUAAGAUGGCACUGAUGGCUAAAUAUGUAUGCAAAAGUGAGGGUAAGAGCUGGACAUAUCAGGAAGCAAAAUCGAUUAUUUCAGAGUCUGUGGAGAUGGGUCAGUCAACAGAAUUGCAAGAGCUUGAGAAGCUUGUUAAUGAACAGUCUGAGAGUUACCCACUUGGUCCUUCUAUAGGGCUGGCUUAUCUCUCAGUUCUAAAAGAUUGUGAAAAACACUGUUUUAGUGAAGGGUUGGAAGUUAAAAGGCUUGGGGGCCUUCAUGUGAUUGGGACAUCGUUGCAUGAGUCCCGGAGAAUAGAUAACCAACUCCGUGGUAGAGCAGGCAGGCAAGGGGAUCCAGGAUCAACACGGUUUAUGGUGAGCUUGCAAGAUGAGAUGUUUCAGAAGUUUAAUUUUGACACCGAAUGGGCCGUGAAACUUAUAUCGAAGAUCACAAAUGACAAGGAUAUACCAAUUGAAGGUGAUGCAAUUGUUAAGCAGCUUUUGGCUCUGCAAAUUAAUGCUGAGAAAUACUUUUUUGGCAUAAGGAAGAGCCUGGUAGAGUUCGAUGAAGUGCUGGAGGUGCAAAGAAAACAUGUUUAUGACCUUAGGCAAUUAAUUUUAACAGGUGAUUCCGAAAGUUGUUCACAACACAUAUUCCAGUACAUGCAAGCUGUUGUAGAUGAAAUCAUUUUUGGAAAUGUUGAUCCACUGAAGCAUCCAAGCAAGUGGAAUUUGGGAAAGCUCUUGAAGGAGUUCAAUGGAAUUUCAGGGAAGAUAUUGAAUGGGAUUAGAGAGGUAGCUUUACGGGAAUCCCUCACACAGCUUCAUGAGUUAAGUUCUGUAAGUAUUAACGAUUUUCACCUUCCAAACUUGCCCUCACCUCCAAAUGCCUUCAGGGGAAUACGUAGGAAGAGCUCCUCAUUGAAACGUUGGCUUGCCAUAUGCUCAGAUGAUUCAGCUAAAGAUGGAAAGUACCGACCAACUGUUAAUCUUCUCCGCAAGUACCUUGGAGAUUUUAUAAUUGCUUGAUAUUUGGAUGUUGUACAAGAAUCUGGGUAUGAUGAUGCAUAUAUGAAGGAAAUAGAGAGGGCAGUUCUUGUGAAAACUCUAGAUUGUUUCUGGAGGGAUCAUCUUGUCAACAUGAACAGGCUCAGUUCGGCGGUAAAUGUCAGAAGUUUCGGGCACAGGAAUCCACUUGAAGAAUACAAAAUUGAUGGUUGUCGAUUCUUCAUUUCUAUGCUCAGUGCAACUCGAAGGCUAACUGUAGAAUCAAUCUUGCGGUAUUGGUCAUCUCCCAUGGAGUCCCAAGAACUUUAUGUAUCGUAGAAGUAGAAUCGUUGUCUUUGCUAGAGGUUGAUCUGGUCUUUUAUUUGAUGCAGUCCAUUGGUCUGAGGGGCAUAGUCAAGAAUUUUAUUCAGUGGGAUCAUUCAACAAGUUAUCAUCAAUGUCACUUGAAUAAUCCGUGGCAUCCAAAACCCACCAAAGCAGUAUCAGUGUCAAAGCUACACCAAGACCUAUUGGUGCAUAGUUGAAGGUGUUCCAUCUAAUAGGGUAGAGUUGGCAAUCGGAAGGCCAGGCAGAUAUAUCAUAUCCACACAAUAGGGCUGCGAAAUCCAUCUUACUUUACUCCAUAAUUGGGACGUCGUAGCAGCCAACCCACCCCUAUUGUACUUGUGGAAAUGAUGUUGGUAAAAGGUCACAUUGAUUUUCAAGAUGGGCAGAGAUGACUGUUGAUGCUGGAAAAAAAAAAAAAAACUAAAAAUGUAGAUGACUGCACAGAAACACACAGCAUCUGUUGGGACCUUGAAUUCUUUUGCCAAAUUGGUGAUUUUUUUGUUAGUUUUUUACUCGGUGAAAUGGGAUAGACAGUUGUGCAUGUAAUGCAAGAGAGCACAAUUUUGAGGAUUUGAAACUGUGAAUAUCAGCAAAAAAAAAAAGAAUGAAUUGUAGAUGUGGCGAGUAUUAUGUUGUGUUUGUAACAGUGCCCCAAGGUGGGUGAGCUUCAAAUUAUGAAAAUGUAUUUAUUCAAUAGGUUUGUAUCACAGACUUGAAUGGACUCGCAAGUUUGAAUGAAUAAUUGAUCAGAACAUUCUCUUUGA